Molecule: messenger RNA, 1343 nt
Organism: Colletotrichum godetiae
Lineage: Eukaryota; Fungi; Ascomycota; Sordariomycetes; Glomerellales; Glomerellaceae
Exons: 1
Coding region: 67-900 (277 amino acids)
Source: RefSeq, a predicted model, not a curated record
CUCCUUUACAUGUUCUGAGAAGUGUCGGCAGCUCUCUAUACCGACCAGAAAUCUCGAGCCUCUGGUAUGAUGGCUCGAACGUCGCUGAACGUUGAGACUGACGCUUCCAGCUCAAGUUCCUUGCAGGCUGUGCCCAGCACCGUGCAGUCUAAUGACAUGUCAGACUGCGAAAUCUGCCACCUAAUCUGGACCCGUCUCACAACGCCUCCUAGUAAAGAACACCGCGAUAUCAUCAACCUAGGCUCCUUAGAAGAAGCUCUGGCCUCAAAACGCAGCAGACACCUGCCACUAGUCAAAAUGUUCCUAAAACUAUGCAGCCAACGAAAGCAAUCUGCCCGCUGCGUCUCAGCCGACGUAGGCAUCGCAGUCCUUCGACCAGGCGUGCUCUACUUGACAGGGACUAAAGAGCACGGCGUCAGCUGGGCCAGACUCUUACUCGUGAGGAGGGUUUCAAUUCCAAACCACCCAGGAAACGCCCGCAUCCUGGACCCUGAGUGGAUCGAUACCAGCCUCGUGAUCGUACUUGGAACUUUUGGCCUCCGACGGCGGAUUGUCUCUAAUCGGUCCAGUGUGAGCCAGCUUGGACCAUGUGACCUUCCGUCUUGGUCCUUGGUUGGGUGGCAAGGCGCUGUCUCCGUCGGACGCAAUGAAGCCGGUCCAGUAAAUUGGUUUAACUCGAUCCAAGAGACGAUUUCCAUCACCACGUGGUAUGCGUGUGCUACGCCGACGUCAGCGCAGAAACGGAGAAUCAGAUCCUCGUGGUUUGAGAAUCGCCAAGCGUACAAAGACUUUAGACUGCCCCUGCCUCCCGGAUGGACUCGACAAGAGAUUCCCGAGAGGUCCAACAGCAGACAGGACGAGGAAACUGACGAGCACGGGCUACUUUAUCCAGAUGGGUGAGACAAGUACACCUUUAGACAUGUUAGCAUGUCUGACGAUGACUUUUCCUGGUACUGGCCUUUCUCUGUGCCGGACAUUCAGGAAUCAACCCGGCCGUUCAUGCCGGAACAGACUCUAUGCAUUAGCUGCGACACCCGCCGCGCCCGCGUCUGUGCUUUUCAAGCAGGCAAAGAGAACGACGCCUCUCUCUAUAAUGAUGAAAACAAAAUAGGGGUCCUGCGAUUGCACCACAAGGAUCAACUUGAAAGCUUUCCCUCGCUGGAUGCCGGCUGGGCUGCUGCCAAGGAGGUCGAGUUGAUGGCUAUCUGCCGCGUGCGGAACUACGAAAGGACCUUUGAUGAUAUCCGCCCAAUUGCGGCCACAGAGGAGUAUGUUGUGCUGUGGGUGGAGUGGAUCGACGGGGUUGCGUACCGCCUCGCUAGCGGACAUGCCGACAAGGCGGC